Molecule: messenger RNA, 643 nt
Organism: Perca fluviatilis (European perch)
Lineage: Eukaryota; Metazoa; Chordata; Actinopteri; Perciformes; Percidae
Product: gamma-crystallin M3-like
Exons: 3
Coding region: 82-606 (174 amino acids)
Biological process (GO): lens development in camera-type eye; visual perception
Molecular function (GO): structural constituent of eye lens
Source: RefSeq, a predicted model, not a curated record
GUUACAGCGCGUAUAAAGUAUAAAAGCCGCCUGGCAGCCACAGGUUGUUGGACAGAUUCCCACAAACACAGAUCAUCAAACAUGGGCAAGAUUAUCUUCUACGAGGACAGGAACUUCCAGGGUCGUUCCUAUGAGUGCAUGAGCGACUGCUCUGACAUGACCUCCUACCUGAGCAGGUGCCACUCCUGCAGGGUGGAGAGCGGCUGCUUCAUGGUCUACGAGCGCCCAAACUACAUGGGAAACCAGUACUUCCUGAGGAGAGGAGAGUACUCAGACUACUUGUCUUUUGGCAUGAGUGACUCAAUCCGAUCCUGCCGUUUAAUUCCUCAGCACAGAGGCCAGUUCAGGAUGAAGAUCUACGAGAGAGAGAACUUCCAGGGCCAGAGUCAUGAGCUGAUGGAGGACUGCGUCAACAUCCAGGACCGUUACCGUAUGAACGACUGCCAGUCCUGCCACGUGAUGGACGGCCACUGGCUGAUGUACGAGCAGCCCAACUACAGAGGCAGGAUGAUGUACCUGAGGCCCGGAGAAUACAAGAGCAUGAGAGAUGUGGGAUUCAGCGGCAUGAAGCUUAGCUCUGUCAGGCGUAUAAUGGAUUCCUGUUGAAGCAGAGAAAAAUAAAUCUGUUGAAUAAAAUCAGGAA